Molecule: messenger RNA, 761 nt
Organism: Dermatophagoides pteronyssinus (European house dust mite)
Lineage: Eukaryota; Metazoa; Arthropoda; Arachnida; Sarcoptiformes; Pyroglyphidae
Molecular function (GO): protein binding
Source: RefSeq, a predicted model, not a curated record
AUAAAAUCAUAGUUUUGCAAUUUUGUUAUACUCCUUUUUUUCAUUCUUAUUUCAAACUUCAAAUUACCAAAUAAUGAUCAAAUCAUUUGCAUUGAUGUUGGCUAUGAUAGCCAUGGCUAUAGCCAUGCCAUCAAGUCAUAUCGAAACAUCCAAUGAAUCUACAACUAUAAGUAGUGAUGAAUCAUCGCGAACUACAUACGAUUGGGGUAAGCACACCGGAACCAAUGAUCAUGGACAAACACGAACAACAUUCGAUUGGGGAAAAUAUACCAGUACCAGUACCACUGAUCCAAAUGUGGAAACAACGACUCAUAGUGACCAUGAUCACGAUCAUGAUCAUGACGAUGAUGAUCGACAUCGUUGUGGUUCAGGAAAAUAUUCAUGUGCAGGCACUAUUGGCAUGUGCAUCGAUAUAAAUCAAAUCUGUAAUUCCCAAAUUGAUUGUCCCAAUGGUGAUGAUGAAGAUCCCAAAGUUUGUCAUUUUCAACAGCCUUCAAGAAAACAAAAUGCUUUGAGAAUUAAUCGUUUUUCCGGCACAGGAUUUCAAUUACAUAUCGGGACAAUGAAAAUCGAUUCAAAAUCGAAAGUGAAAUUGUUUAAUCAAGAUUCCGAUAAUACUGAAACUCGACGAGCUUGAAUUUUUUAUUCUCAUUAAAGUUUUUCAAAUGAUUUUAAAUGGCAUUGAUUCAUUCUUUUCUUUACAUUUGUGUUGAAAAAAAAUCUAUUAAAUUCAAGAAUUAAAAUUAUUUGUAAAUUUUUCA